GUAUUUGAUAUAUUUCAUGUUGAUAAUCUUGAUAUAUAUGAAGUAAUAUGGAGUUUGUGUACUUUAGUAAACAAUAUUUUAGGACACCUAAUUGUAUAAUAUAUUUUAAUAUAAUCUUCCAACACCAACCUUCAACUUGCACAAAUGGAAGAUCUUCACCGUACAAUACUUGUACCUUAUUAAAGGAGUAUUAAUAAUGGGGAAAAAUACCACAUAUUUUAUGUAUUAUAUAUACAAGUGUCUAUACAUAAAAUAUGGUCGACAAAAGUGCUCCAAUACGCUAUAAUUUUAUGAUAGAAUAGUAUGUUAUUUUAUACGGUAAUUACUAAAUCCAACUCUUAUCCUAAGGGGAAAAAAAGGACAAAAAAAAAGAACAAAAAGAAAAGAAAAUGAUGGUUGAGAAGACCCAAAUAAAACAACAACAAAAAAAUUAAAAAAAAAAAAUGAAAAAAAAAAAACUUUGGUCUCACGAGUUGUUUUCCUUAGGGCCGUUACCAAGUAAACAAGUCCCUUUUCCCUCUAAAACUAUUCAACCUAAUGACAUGAGAAUGUAAUAAAUAUAAAUAGCUUUCUUAGACUAAAUCCCACCCCCAAAUUCAUAAUCUUUUUUUCUUCAUUCAUCUUUUUUAAUUCUCCACAAACUUCUUCACUAAUCCACCAUUUUCAUCAUCAUUUCUCAAAUUUCUUCAUUAAUUUUCCAAAUCCAACAUUAUUCCCCAAAAAAAAAUACAUAAAGACUCAAUCUUUCAUUGCAUAGAUUGAUAGAUUACACCAUUUUCUACCCCCCACCCCCCCCCCCAAAAAAAAAAAAAACAGAGCAUUUUCCUCUGUUUUUCUUCCUCUAUUUUAGUACAAUUUGGUUGAAAAGAUGGCAAUUUGGUCAGGAAAAGGAUCAACAACAAAGAAAUUCCAAGUAAAAUUGAAGGGAUUUAAGCUUGAAGGAUUACCAAUUUUAGAAAAAGAAAGAGUAAAAAUGGCAAUUGAAGUGAUUUGGGAAGGAGCUCAAAAGUCUGGAUUUUCUUCAUUAUACAAGAAAUCUCAUCAAAAUCGAACUGAAUUUUCCAAUGAAAUUGAGCUUCUGAAAUUAGGUGAACCCAUUGAAUGGAGCAAUGAAUUCGAUCAUAUUUGCAGUUUUUCAAUCAAUUCUAAGGACCCCACUUCAUUUGCUCCUUGGAUUGUUUCAUUCCACAUACUUUCGGGGAAGAGUGAAGAAACGUCAUCAUCAUCAAUAACAUCAUCAAGCGGUAAAAUGCAAGUAAUAGGGAAGACAAAAUUAAAUUUAGGAGAAUUAGCUUCUAAUAAGGAGGCGCAAAUUCAGCAAAAUUUACCCAUUUCCUUAGAAUUGGAUGGAGUUUCCAUGGAACCUUCUCUUCAAGUAGUUGUGAGCUUGAUAGAGAUGAAAAACACCUCACACUCGCGCACAUUAUCUCACGACUCGUUCGGAAUCGUACAAAACUUGAGUGACCAAGCGAGUUUGCUAAGGAGAUUCAAUAGUCAAGGGGCUUCAUUAACACAAGAGAAGGCUAAGAAAAACAAGCCUAGGCUAUUUGGGAAGCAACUUAGUUUGAAGAACUCGGGAGAGUCUUUAGCUACUACAUUCAACUCCGAGAGUGAGUAUGUGGUUGUAGCAUCCAGCAGCAAAAGCGGCGAUGAGUCAAACAAUUCGAUGACUGAGUCGAAGAGCUCGAUGAGCUCGGAGACUCAGUUGGACUUGGUGAAGAAAGGAGGGUUUUGGAAAUGGAAGAGAAGAAAAUCCAUGAAGAAAGUUGAUCCCAAGGCUGAAUCUAUUGUGGAUGCUGAUGCUGAGAAGUCUUGUAAUCCUAGCAGUUGGGAAGAAAGGGAAUUGGUGAGCAGAGAUGGGAAAACAAAGCUCAAAGCCAGUGCAUUUUUCGCCUCGUUUGACCAACGAAGUGAGAAGGCAGCAGGGGAGAGUGCAUGCGCUGCAAUUGUGGCAAUCAUCGCCCACUGGCUCCAACUCAACAGAGUCAUGUCGUUGACAGGACCAGAGUUCGAUCGCCUCAUCACUGAGGGCUCCUUAGAGUGGAGAAAGCUUUGUAAUGACGAAUCAAACAACCCUGACCGCCAUUUUGAUCUUGAAACCAUUAUAAGCGCUGAACUCCGACCCCUUGCUGUCCUUUGGAACAAUUCUCGAUUUGGGUUCUUCCAUCCUGAGGAGUUCGACCACUUAAAAGACGCUGCUUCCUUUGAUGAAAUUUGGAAAGAAAUCAAUACAGACGUACAUGAGUUAGAGCCAAGAGUCUAUAUUGUGAGAUGGAACGAACAUUUCUUUAUACUAAAGGUUGAGGCUAACGCGAACUACAUCAUUGACUCCCUAGGAGAGCGGCUUUAUGAAGGGUGCAACCAAGCAUAUGUCCUAAAAUUUGAUGAUUCAACAUUAAUGCUUGAGAAGAACGACGAGGAAAAGGAGGAGAAAGGCGAAGAUAUGGUGAUUUGUAGAGGAAAGGAGUGUUGUAGGGAGUACAUGAAGAGGUUUUUAGCCGCUAUUCCGCUGAGAGAGCUGAAAGAAGAAGAGGCUAAGGGCAAAACAAUUGAUGUGUUUGCAUUGUACAAGAGGCUACAGAUUGAUUUUCAUCUGAGUUCUAACAAUUCUUCUGCUGCUUCUACAGCUAAUACUUCUAUUACACCAUCUCCUGAUACCGAGCCUCACUUACUUGGUGAUGGUGAAUGUGUACAGAUUUAGACUAUAGUUUCAUUGUGUAUAAAUGUUGUUAUUACUUUGUUUUGGUUAGAAAUUUAGUUUAGGAUAAGAAAACCUCUUGGAUGUGCUGGUGAGAAGUUCAAUUCUGACCAUUUUUCAAUUGAUUGAAAAGUUUUGUCCAUACAAUUGAGAAUAAUUAAUUAAAAAAAUAAAUUACUCCCUUCAUCCCUAAACAUCUUCAGAAACUGUCUAGCAAACAUGUCUGCGCUUUCAAAUUAAAGUUCUUUUGACCUAAUUUUCUACAUUUUACAAUAUGAAUCUUCAUCGUCACUUAACCACAAACUCUAGAUUUCUCUUACGAAAAUCUAUAGUCCAAGAUACAAACUCGGAAUUAAAAAGGAAAAAAACUUUAAACAGCUAACAUGUUAGGUACCUAACACACUCGUCAUAGA
This is a messenger RNA of Chenopodium quinoa (quinoa), 3111 nucleotides long. RefSeq lists its product as uncharacterized. The transcript has 4 exons. NCBI's taxonomy places the organism in Eukaryota, Viridiplantae, Streptophyta, Magnoliopsida, Caryophyllales, Amaranthaceae. The coding region runs from base 869 to 2701 and encodes 610 amino acids. The record is from RefSeq and is a predicted model, not a curated record.